GCUCGCAUAUCCCUGUGGCUGCAGAAGUGCUCGGGAUCCAGCGUCGCCCGCUCUCCGCCGGCCCGAGAGGGUCUCCUGCGGCGUCUGUCGCGCUGUAACCUAUCUUGGGAGUCGUAGGGAGAACUCAGGAAGACCCAGGAAACCUAGAAAUGGACUCGGUGGCCUUUGAGGAUGUGGCUGUGAACUUCAGCCUGGAGGAGUGGGCUUUACUGGAUUCUCCACAGAAGAAGCUCUACAGAGAUGUGAUGCAGGAAACCUUCAGGAACCUGGCCUCAGUCAGAAAGAAAUGGGAAGAUCAUGGCAUUGAAGAUCAGUACAAGCGUCAGGGGAGAAGACAAAGAAAUCCAAUGUUAGAGAGACUGUGUGGAGGGAAAAGAAGUAGUCAAUGUGGGGAAAACGUCAGCCUUUUUCCAGAUCUCCGUCUGCAGAAGAAAACUCUUCUGGGAGGAAAACUGUGGGAACACUGCAUGUGUGGGAAAGCCAUCUUGCACCAGUCAUCCCAUAAUGGGCCCGUCAGAUGUCACCCAGGACGCACACUGUGUGAUUAUCAAAGUUACAGAGACAAACUAUGUAAUUAUGAUGCAUUUGGGAGAGCCUCCAGUUAUCUCCAGUGUGUUGACAAACAUGAAAGAAAUCACAAUGGAGAAAAGGCCUAUAAAUGUAAGGAAUGUGAGAAAACCUUUAGUUCUUCAAAUUCACUUCAAAUACAUGAAAGGUCCCACACUGGAGAAAAACCAUAUAAAUGUAAAGAAUGUAGCAAAGCAUUUAGUUGUCUCAGUUCUCUUCGACGUCAUGAAAAAGUCCACACUGGAGAGAAACCCUAUGAAUGUAAGGAGUGUGGAAAAACAUUCAGGUAUUAUCAAAACUAUCGAAGACAUGAAAGUAAGUUUACUGGAGAGAAGCCCUAUGAAUGUAAAGAGUGUGGAAGAGCCUUCAUAUGUUAUCAGAGUUUUAGAAGGCAUGAAAGAAAUCACAGAGAAGUGAAGCCAUAUGUAUGUAAGCAGUGUGGUAAAACAUUUAGUUGUCUUCGUUAUCUUCGAAAGCAUGAGAGAAAUCACACUGGAAAGAAACCUUAUGAAUGUAAGAACUGUAGUAAAGCAUUUAGGUAUCCCAGUGAUCUUCAAAAACACGAAAGAAAUCACACUGGAGAGAAGCCCUUUGUAUGUCUGGAGUGUGGGAAAGCCUACAGAGAUCCCAGUUCCUUACAAACGCAUCAAAGAACUCAUAUUGGAGAGAAACCUUAUGAAUGCAAAGAAUGUGGGAAAGCUUUCAGUUCUCAUCAAUGUGUCCAAAUACAUGAAAGAAAUCACACUGGAGAGAAACCCUAUGAAUGUAAAAUAUGUAGCAAAACAUUUGGUUAUCCCAGUUCUCUUCGAUACCACAAAAGGACGCACACUGGGGAGAAAUCCUAUGAAUGUAAGGAAUGUGGAAAAGCCUAUAGAUACCUCAGUUCCUUAAGAAUACACCAAAGGAUUCAUACUGGAGAGAAACCUUAUGAAUGUAAGGAGUGUGGAAAAUCCUACAGAUGUUAUCAAAGUUUCCAAACACAUGAAAGUAAUCACACUGGGGAGAAGCCAUAUGUAUGUAAAAAAUGUAGUAAAGCAUUUAGUUGUCUCCAUUAUCUUAGAAAACAUGAAAUAAACCACACUGGAAAGAAACCCUAUAAAUGUAAGAACUGCAAUAAGGCAUUUAGGUAUCCCAGUGACCUUCAGAAACAUGAAAGAAAUCACACCGGAGAGAAGCCCUUUGAAUGUAAGGAGUGUGGGAAAGCCUACAGAGAUCUCAGUUCCUUGCAAACACAUGAAAAAACUCACACUGCAGACAAACCCUAUGAAUGUAAGGAAUGUGGGAAAGCCUUCAGGUGGUAUAGAAAUUUCCAAACACAUGAGAGAACUCACACUGGAGAGAAGCCGUGUGUGUGUAAAAUGUGUGGUAAAGCCUUCACUUGUCUCCGUUAUCUUAGAAAACAUGAAAGAACUCACACUGGAGAGGACCCCCUAUGUAAGCAAUUUGCCAAAGCCUUCAUUUAUCACACAACCUUUCAAAAUGUGAAAGCGCACACUGGAGAAAAACCAUAUUAAUGUGCAGAAUUUGGGAAAGGCUUCACUUUUCCCAGUUCCUUUCAAAAGCAUAAAAGGACUCACUGGAUUAAAAGCUCUAGAAUGUAAACAGUUUGAGAAAAGAUUUGAAUUGGGCCACACUCUUGCACGUGAAAGUUUCCUCUAAAAAAGCAAUUAAAAUGUAAGUAACAUGAGAAAGCUUGAUAGAAAUUAACCCACAUAUAAUGUGCCAGAAAGUUUUCGAUGUGAAAAAAGAGUUCUCAUUAAUGCUGUAAAUAUAUCAUGUUUACUGCACCUUGUUCUUUACUUCGUCAUUGGACUGUGGGUUUCUAGUGAUGACUUUCAGAAAUGAAUACUCAUAGAGAUGAUAAAGAGAAUCCGUCAACAAUAGUAUGUGAAAUUAAUAGUAGUGCUUUUUUCUUAAUACACUUAAUAUUUUCUAUCUUGAAGCCUCUUAUUAAUAGAUACAUGGAUGAAUUUAAGUCUGGUUUUUAUAUGCAGUUAGGUUAAACAUCUUUCUAUGACAUUUUGUUUUGUUUUAUGGGGCCACUGAAAAAUGACAGUUUGGUGUCAGGGUUUUCCUCAUGGCCUGACCACCCUAUAUAUCACUAGCCCAUUAGACACAUUCUACUUUUCCCUCUGACGAAGCUCCUCUUUUUGGCAUGGUAAGUGUAGGAGCCUUUUUCUGUUUUCCAUACUGAUAAUUUCACAUAUCACAAGUUUAGGAAAGAAUAUAGUUAUAUGUGAAUUACUUUAAUAUUUGGACCUUUGCUUUCUUUGGACUGAUGUUUAGUGAGUACACUUUGAAUUAAGAACAGGGACCUGUGAUAGAGGAGCAAAAUCAAGAGCUGAAGAUUUUCCCUUUUACUGGGUAAUGGUAGGACCUUGAUUUUUCGAGACUGCAGCUCCUUUAUGGUCUGCGUUAAAAUUCCUUAGUAGCCUCACUUGCCUCAGGUUUGGAAAGCAAAGACGAAGAAGGCAAAUAUUCCCACAAACAGGCAUAGGAGCUUCAAGGACAAAGUCUUCUUGCCUGUUACUUGGAUUUUUUGACCUUCCAAUCAAGACCAUCCUCAAAACCACCACCAACUGCCUGAUACCCAUUUUCUGAGAUGCGUGGUUUUCUACUGAUGGCUUCACAACAAAGGCGCAUCAGAGUUUGGAUGUUUCUGUAAGCCAUGUUGUGUCCACCAGGAUACUGAUUCAUACUUCUUGCUCAUGUCUGAUUCCCCUCUUCUCUAGAUUAUAUCUGUGUAAGAUCUAAUUUGUAGAGGAAACACCUUAUGCACUUAACAGUGAUAGCAAGUGUUUUUUUUUAUUCAAUGUGUUUUCAGUCAUGUUCGAUUGUAUGCAAUUAAAAGUAUGUGUAUUGUCAAAUGAACACUUCUGCACUUAUUAACUGUUUUCUAAGCCCUUGUAUGCUGACAUAUACUGUGUUUUUUAUUUCCUGAGAAGGUAUAUUAAAAUGUUUCCUAAUAAUUAUG
Artibeus jamaicensis (Jamaican fruit-eating bat) is the source of this 3541-nucleotide messenger RNA. RefSeq names its product zinc finger protein 14-like. Gene Ontology annotation, molecular function: DNA-binding transcription repressor activity, RNA polymerase II-specific. Gene Ontology annotation, biological process: negative regulation of transcription by RNA polymerase II. The record is from RefSeq and is a predicted model, not a curated record. NCBI's taxonomy places the organism in Eukaryota, Metazoa, Chordata, Mammalia, Chiroptera, Phyllostomidae.